This is a messenger RNA of Artibeus jamaicensis (Jamaican fruit-eating bat), 2845 nucleotides long. RefSeq names its product solute carrier family 27 member 4 (gene SLC27A4). The record is from RefSeq and is a predicted model, not a curated record. NCBI's taxonomy places the organism in Eukaryota, Metazoa, Chordata, Mammalia, Chiroptera, Phyllostomidae. The transcript is spliced from 13 exons. Bases 228 to 2159 code for a protein of 643 amino acids. Gene Ontology annotation, molecular function: long-chain fatty acid transmembrane transporter activity; long-chain fatty acid-CoA ligase activity. Gene Ontology annotation, cellular component: endoplasmic reticulum membrane; plasma membrane; microvillus. Gene Ontology annotation, biological process: medium-chain fatty acid transport; very long-chain fatty acid catabolic process; long-chain fatty acid import into cell.
GGUGGAGUGCCACGGGCGGGCGGUGGAGGGAGGCGGGCGGCGGGCGGGGCUGGCCGCUUCGUGCAGGGCGCGGAGCUGGCGAAGGGCUGCUGAGACCCGGCUCCGCGCGCCCAGGGGCGGCUAAUGCCCCCCGCACUCCCCACUCCGCUGCCGCUGCCGGGCCGCAUCUGGACGGGUCGCCGCACGGCGGGGCCGACGCCGGGUGAGCAUAAGCCUGGAAGGUCACAAUGCUGCUCGGGGCGUCUCUCGUUGGAGUGUUGCUGUUCUCCAAGCUGGUGCUGAAACUGCCAUGGACGCAAGUGGGGUUCUCCCUGCUGCUUCUCUACCUGGGGUCGGGGGGCUGGCGCUUUGUCCGGAUCUUCAUCAAGACCAUCAGGCGCGAUGUCUUCGGCGGCCUGGUGCUCCUGACGGUGAAGGCAAAGGUCCAGCGGUACCUGCGGCAACGGCGGACGGUGCCCGUUUUGUUUGCCUCCACGGUGCAGCGCCACCCCGACAAGACAGCCCUGAUCUUUGAGGGCACAGACACCCACUGGACCUUCCGCCAGCUGGACGACUACUCGAACAGUGUGGCCAACUUCCUGCAGGCCCGGGGCCUGGCCUCCGGCGAUGUGGUGGCCCUCUUCAUGGAGAACCGCAACGAGUUCGUGGGCCUGUGGCUGGGCAUGGCCAAGGUCGGUGUGGAGGCGGCGCUGAUCAACACCAACCUCCGGCGGGACGCCCUGCGCCACUGCCUGACCACUUCCCGGGCCCGGGCCCUCAUCUUUGGCAGUGAGAUGGCACCAGCCGUCUGUGAGAUCCACGCCAGCCUGGACCCUGCGCUCAGUCUCUUCUGCUCCGGACCGUGGGAGCCCGGCUCGGCGCCUGCCAACGCAAAGCACCUGGACCCCUUGCUGGAGGAAGCCCCCAAGAACCUGCCCAGUCGCCCUGACAAGGGCUUCACAGAUAAGCUCUUCUACAUCUACACAUCAGGUACCACAGGGCUGCCGAAAGCCGCCAUCGUGGUGCACAGCAGGUAUUACCGCAUGGCUGCCCUGGUGUACUACGGAUUUCGCAUGCGGCCCGACGACAUUGUUUACGACUGCCUCCCGCUCUACCACUCGGCAGGAAACAUUGUGGGAAUCGGGCAGUGCCUGCUGCACGGCCUGACAGUGGUCAUCCGGAAGAAGUUCUCAGCCUCUCGCUUCUGGGAUGACUGUGUCAAGUACAACUGCACGAUCGUGCAGUACAUCGGGGAGCUGUGCCGCUACCUCCUGAACCAGCCGCCCCGGGAGGCGGAACGCCGGCACCGGGUGCGCAUGGCACUGGGCAACGGCCUCCGGCAGUCCAUCUGGACCGAGUUUGCUGGUCGUUUCAACAUCUCCCAGGUGGCUGAGUUCUACGGGGCCACUGAAUGCAACUGCAGCCUGGGCAACUUCGACAGCCAGGUAGGGGCCUGCGGCUUCAAUAGCCGCAUCCUGUCCUUCGUGUACCCGAUCCGGCUGGUACGUGUCAACGAGGACACCAUGGAGCUCAUCCGGGGGCCCGACGGCGUCUGCCUUCCCUGCCAGCCAGGGGAGCCCGGCCAGCUGGUGGGCCGCAUCAUUCAGCAGGACCCCCUGCGGCGCUUCGAUGGCUACCUCAACCAGGGUGCCAACAAUAAGAAGAUUGCCCAGGAUGUCUUUAGCAAGGGGGACCAGGCCUACCUCACCGGCGACGUGCUGGUGAUGGACGAGCUGGGCUACCUGUAUUUCCGAGACCGCACGGGGGACACGUUCCGCUGGAAAGGCGAGAACGUAUCCACCACGGAGGUGGAGGGCACACUUAGCCGCCUGCUGGACAUGGCCGACGUGGCGGUGUUUGGCGUGGAAGUGCCAGGAACUGAGGGCCGAGCUGGGAUGGCUGCUGUGGCCAACCCUUCUGGCAACUGUGACCUGGAGCGCUUUGCCCAGCUCCUGGAGAAGGAACUGCCCCUGUACGCCCGCCCCAUCUUCCUGCGCCUCCUGCCUGAGCUUCAUAAAACAGGGACGUUCAAGUUGCAGAAGACAGAGCUGCGGAAGGAGGGCUUCAACCCUGCGGUUGUGAAAGACCCACUGUUCUACAUGGACGCCCGGAAGGGCCGCUACGUCCCCCUGGACCAAGAGGCCUACACCCGCAUCCAGGCUGGCGAGGAAAAGCUGUGAUUCGCCCCGAUCCCUCUCAGGGCCAGCGGAUGCUGGAUCCAGAGCCCCAGCUCCCACCCCAGAAGGGUCCUGGGCAAUGCCAGACCAAAGCAAGCAGGGCCCAGCCCCUCAACUGUGAGGCGCUGACCCCCCUCCCUCUUCAAACUGCCAAGUGACUCACUGCCGCCACCCCCCUCCCCCAGCGGCUUUCUGUGAAAGCCUCAUGUCCACGUUUGUCUUCAAGGCCAGGCAGGUCCCCCGGCUGAGACUGACUGGGCCCCUGGGGAUGAUGUCUUGGGUUAGGUCGGGGGGCGGUGGAGGAUCCAAGCACUCCCCAGAGCAGGGGUGUUGUAGAUGGGGCUGGGGCAGACGCUGGCCCAGACUCGGGGAGCCAGCACAGUGGGCAGGGGCAGAGGUGGCCGUCUGUCAGCUAGUCAGAGAGGCUCCAGGCGCCAAAGCUGCUCUAACGUGACUUGGCUCUGCCCGCCUCUGGGAGGAUGGGAGAAGGGCCCCCACCUACAGCAGACCACCCAGAUGGGAUGGCCUCCCUCUCUCCUAUCCUCUCCCCAGGUGUCUGCCUGGCUGUCCCUCAGGCAGGGCCUUUCUGUCUUUGUGGGUCUGUCUGUCAUCUUCUCCAUCUCAGUCCUGACCUGCUUUGAGAGGACAGGUGGGGAGUACUCAGGGGCCAAUAAACUGCCUUGACCGCC